CGGGGAAGCUUUGGGGGUGUGAUCGUGGGUGCAGAGGCGUAUGCAGUGGUGCUGUACUUUGGCAUCAUUGAUAUCCUGCAGGAGUACGACUACACGAAGAAGGUGGAGCAUUUCUACAAGUCCAUUCAGUACGACAGCCACUCCAUCUCGGCCGUCGACCCGGCGCUCUACGCCUCGCGCUUCCAGGACUUCAUCAAGCUCACCUUCCCCACUGCUUGA
Molecule: messenger RNA, 219 nt
Organism: Closterium sp. Naga37s-1
Lineage: Eukaryota; Viridiplantae; Streptophyta; Zygnematophyceae; Desmidiales; Closteriaceae
Source: the annotation of a GenBank genome assembly